Messenger RNA from Hyaena hyaena (striped hyena), 1542 nucleotides. RefSeq names its product F-box protein 27 (gene FBXO27). Gene Ontology annotation, molecular function: protein binding; ubiquitin protein ligase activity. Gene Ontology annotation, cellular component: cytoplasm; SCF ubiquitin ligase complex. The transcript is spliced from 5 exons. NCBI's taxonomy places the organism in Eukaryota, Metazoa, Chordata, Mammalia, Carnivora, Hyaenidae. Bases 55 to 894 code for a protein of 279 amino acids. The record is from RefSeq and is a predicted model, not a curated record. Gene Ontology annotation, biological process: glycoprotein catabolic process; SCF-dependent proteasomal ubiquitin-dependent protein catabolic process.
CCUUGACCUUAACCCUCCCGCAGUCACCUCCGGGCCUGGCGCGGGGCGGGGAACAUGGGCGCCUCGACCUCCAGGGGCCGGCCCGCCCGGGUCCCCGCGCCGGAGCCCGAACCCGAGGAGGCGCUGGACCUGAGCCAACUGCCGCCCGAGCUGCUGCUGGUGGUGCUGAGCCACGUGCCGCCACGCACGCUGCUGGGGUGCUGCCGCCGCGUGUGCCGGGGCUGGCGCGCGCUGGUGGACGGCCAGGCCCUGUGGCUGCUCAUUCUGGCCCGGGACCACGGCGCCCUGCUGCCGCUCGCCCGCAGCUGCCUGCCCCCCGCCCGCGAUGGCCGGCCCUGCCUGCUGGGCCGCUUCUGCGAACGCCGACCGAUCGGACGCAACCUCAUCCGCAACCCCUGCGGCCAGGAAGGCCUCCGGAAAUGGAUGGUGCAGCACGGUGGGGACGGCUGGGUGGUGGAGGUAAACCGGUCAACGGUGCCUGGGGCCCCCUCGCAGACCUGCUUCGUGUCUUCCUUCAGUUGGUGUCGCAAAAAGCAGGUCUUGGACUUGGAGGAGGAGGGUCUGUGGCCAGAGCUGCUAGAUAGUGGCAAGAUUGAGAUUUGUGUCUCUGACUGGUGGGGAGCCCGACACGACAGUGGCUGUAUGUACCGACUCCUUGUCCAGCUUCUAGAUGCCAACCAGACGGUCCUGGACAAAUUCUCCGCCAUGCCUGUUCCCAUCCAGCAGUGGAACAACAAUGUCUGCUUUCAGGUCACCCACGUGUUCUCCGACAUCAAGACAGGUGUCCGCUUUGUGUCCUUCGAACACUGGGGCCAGGACACACAGUUCUGGGCCGGUCACUACGGAGCCCGAGUGACCAACUCCAGCGUGGUCGUGCGGGCCCGCCUGUCUUAGCCAAGGGCUAUCCUUGCAAAACGACCUGACCGAUGCCUUCCGGGACCUGGGACCGCUGGCCAGGACCUCUCAUUAACCAAGGGCAGGUACCUCCUGGCAUCCCGGGUACUUCAGAGUCCAUUUGAGGCUGCUGCUGGGUCCCCUCUUCUAGUAGGCUCUGGAAACUACUAGAAGAAGGUUCUAUUGUCAGACCUACCUACUGCUGUUGUAUGGCGGUCCUUCCUGUGGGGCAGGGGGGACGACACGGGGUGACUGGUCCUGGAGAGGGCUCUUCGCCCUCACCCCAGAGGCCCUCUGAGUCAACCCCGGUCCAUUCUCCCCUUGUCUCUUGUUUCUGCUUCGAGGGUGCUACUGAUCCCUUUGGGGAGCCCCCCUCAUCUCUGAAGUAGAAUCUUGUCCUUAUGGCUGGGAAAAUACCAGCCACAUUGGGCGGCAGAUGUAACCUCCUGAAGCUUCAAGGCUGGGGCCAGUUCUCGCAGUUGAAAAGUCACCUGGCUCAGAAAAUGUUUGGAGGUCCUCAAGGACCCUGUGAUCGUGCGGUGUGUACAAUUAUUUUUUACUUUGAAAAGUUUCAUGAACGUUGGGAUAAUAAUAUAUCAGCAAUGGCUAUCUGCCAGUCAUAUGUAAUAAAUUUGUAAUUUUGCCAAA